Molecule: messenger RNA, 273 nt
Organism: Adineta steineri
Lineage: Eukaryota; Metazoa; Rotifera; Eurotatoria; Adinetida; Adinetidae
Source: the annotation of a GenBank genome assembly
AUGGAUUUUCAACGUGAUUCAAUUCGUCCAUUAUCAAAUUAUGAAACCUAUCUUGUUGUUAAACAACUUCAUGAAACAAAUAAUGAACGUGAAAAUGGUAAACGUGGAAAAAAAGGACAAAAUCGUACACUUGAACAUUGUAAUUUUGGUUUAAAUACAGUUACAUAUGAAACAUUAAAAUAUCUUGAACAAACACCAUGUAUUGAACAAAAUCCAACUAUUCUACGACAAUUUUAUGCUGAAGUUAAAAAAUUUGAUUUAAAAAAAGUUGAA